This is a messenger RNA of Dermacentor albipictus, 5520 nucleotides long. NCBI's taxonomy places the organism in Eukaryota, Metazoa, Arthropoda, Arachnida, Ixodida, Ixodidae. The record is from RefSeq and is a predicted model, not a curated record.
GGAGAAAGUCAAAAAAGAACCACACAGCGCUCUCCCCGUGGACGUGGAAGAUGUCCUGAGCGACGGCCGGCUGAAACCGUGGCCGGCGGUUUCCGAUGGUUGGCCGAGGGCGCCGUCCGACCUGGGGCGCCCCCUCUACCCCCCGCAGGGGGGCCUGCGACGGGGGGACUCACCACGGCCGCCUACCCGUCUGGCUGCUGCUACUGCUGCUGCCACUACACCUCGCCUCACUCGUCGCGACGCAGAGCAGCUCCACGGCUACGGCGGGGGUAUCCCCGCCUACCGCGGGGGCACUCUUGCGGCGGCGGCAGCAGGCGCAGCCCAUCUUCCACAUUGGCGCCGUGGUGAACCCUCCGGACAGCACCAGCUACUUCGCACAAGCCAUAGAGGACGCCGUUGGCGAACACGGCAUCACGCUCUACGCACAGACGGUCCACAUGAACUCAAACCCCAUACGCAUAGCACAGAGCGUCUGCGAAAACCUCAUCUCCGCACAGGUGUUUGCUGUCGUGAUCAGUCACCCAGUGUCCGGCGAACUGUCUCCCGCCGCCGUAUCGUACACAUGCGGCUUCUACAACGUACCUGUCCUCGGCAUCAGCUCCAGGCACAGCUCCCUCUCCGACAAGAACUUACACCGGACGUUCCUUCGCACGGUGCCACCGUACUCUCAGCAGGCCGAUGUGUGGGUGGAGCUGCUGCAGUUCCUCAAAUACCGCUGCGUGGUCUUCAUCCACAGCUCGGACAACGACGGCCGCGCCACGCUGGGACGAUUCCAGAACAAAGCCGAACCCCAGGGCAUCAAGCUCGAACGAGUCAUCGAAUACGAACCAGGCAUCACCGACAUUACGCAAGAGUUGGAAGAAACCAAGGAAAUUCACUGCCGUGUGUUUGUGCUCUACGCAACUGCAGAAGAUGCGACGGGAAUAUAUUCCGAAGUGGCCUUUUUGAACAUGACAAGUCCAGGCUAUGUCUGGAUUGUGUCUGAACAAGCCCUCAGAGCGCCAAAUGUGCCCGACGGUGUUCUGGGGCUAGAACUAGUAAACGCAUCCGACGAGAGAGCCCACAUACGUGACAGUGUUCAAGUGAUAGCCUUAGCCUUGAAAGAACUCCAGAAGGACCCCAACAUGACUCAGCCCAACAUUAGCUGCAGCAUGCUUGGAAACUCCUGGGAGUCCGGACUCAAGCUUGUGAGCUUGCUCAAGAAACAGAAGCUGCUUCGCGGGGAGACAGGACGCGUUCGAUUCGACGACAAGGGUGACCGACUCGACAGCGACUACGACAUCCUCAACGUGGUGCGUGGAAGCCACGUCCCAGUGGGCCAGUACGUCUUCUCCAAGUGGUCCAUGAGCAUGGAGCUCGAGCUGGAGCUGGAGAAAAUGGUCUGGCCCGGGCGGCAGACCGAGACGCCACUGGGUUACGUGAUCCCCAAGCACUUGCGCGUCGCCACCAUCGCCGAGAGGCCCUUCGUGUGGGUGAGGCCUGUCGCGGACGAGUCUCAGUGCCUGCCAUCCGAGAUACCCUGUCCAUGGACCAACAGCACAGACGGUACUGCGUAUCCCUACUGUUGCGAGGGGUACUGCAUGGAUCUCCUGAGAAGCCUUGCCCGUAAACUCAACUUUACAUAUACGUUGUACCAAGUCCAAGAUGGGCAGUAUGGAACGUUUGACUUCGUAAACGGGUCGACGUACAAACGUUGGUCCGGCAUGGUUGGUGAUCUGGUGCGUGGGGUCGCUGACAUGAUCAUCGCCCCACUCACAAUCACCCCGGAGAGAUCGAUGGAGAUCGACUUCACCAAACCGUUUAAAUACCAAGGCAUCACCAUCCUGGCAAAGAAGCAAGACAAGAGUUCUACUCUGGCGUCAUUUCUUCAGCCUUUCCAAAAGACGCUAUGGAUUCUGGUGAUGGUGUCUGUUCACGUGGUCGCGCUAGCGCUUUACCUGCUGGACCGGUUCAGCCCCUUCGGUCGAUACAAGCUCCCCAACAGUGAUGCGACCGAGGAAGACGCGCUCAACCUUUCCAGCGCCAUCUGGUUUGCAUGGGGAGUACUGCUCAACAGCGGCAUUGCUGAAGGCACUCCAAGAAGCUUCAGCGGCCGCGUCCUGGGAAUGGUUUGGGCUGGAUUUGCCAUGAUUGUGGUAGCCUCCUACACUGCCAACCUGGCAGCAUUCCUCGUCUUAGAAAAGCCCGAAUCUUCGCUUUCCGGUAUCAACGACCCGAGGUUGAGAAAUCCCUCGGAGAACUUUACGUACGCCACGGUGAAAGGCAGCGCCGUAGACAUGUACUUCCGGCGACAAGUGGAGCUGUCCAAUAUGUACAGAAUCAUGGAGGGCAAGAACUAUGAGACCGUGGAAGAAGGCAUUGAGGCCCUGAAGAACAACCAAUUGGAUGCAUUCAUCUGGGACUCUUCCCGGUUGGAAUUCGAGGCGGCUCAGCACUGCGACCUGGUGACCGCCGGCGAGCAGUUUGGCCGCUCGGGGUACGGAAUCGGCCUGCAACGCAACUCCUUCUGGGUCGACAAGGUCACGCUUACGCUCCUGGAGAUGCACGAGAGUGGCUACAUGGAACAGCUAGACAGCAAAUGGAUAAUCCGCGACGGCGAAAAAUGCGAAACCAAGAAUGAACGCACUCCGGCAACGCUGGGACUCACCAACAUGGCGGGCGUGUUCAUCCUGGUGGGCGCCGGUAUCGUGGGUGGUAUAGGGCUCAUUGUGAUAGAGAUCGUGUACAAGAAGCACCAGACACGCAAGCAACGGAGGCUCGAGCUCGCCAGGCACGCCGCCGACAAAUGGCGCGGAGCUGUUGAGCACUGGGAGGACUGGGACCCCGACGCUUAUUACGAUCUGAGCCCCAGGCCUAACCGUCAAGGUGACAAGGAAAAGCUCGCGGAGCAACCGCAGCUGCAGCCCCUGUCGCAUAUGUGGAAGAAUCUGGACGUGCUCGCAGCAUCUCGAACGAGAACCGUGGGGACCAACACUGAGCCUUCGUUCCUGGAAAUUCCCGGGAGCAAAGCUAGAAGGCGACGAAGAAGGCGACCAGCCAGGGAACGAAGCUCUAGCAGAGACUUGUGCCAAAGUUCUAGUCGAGACACUGACUCUAGCAGCAGCGAUGACAAUGCUGCGAACAGUCGCCCUGCGACUGUUAAGCUGAAACGUGAGGCGUCUCCUGCUUCAAUGGUGCACUGAAGAGUGAGAACACGUCAUUCUAGAUUGACAGUUUGCAUCCUUAAAACGCUUAAUAGGUCACUCUUACCGUGAGCGUAGGUCUGAGUAGCGAUGACUACGCAAGAAACGGAAGAUUAAGGUCGUGUCCCCACCUUGAAGUUCACUCACCGUUAACCGUGAUGUAGCAUAUUGUGAUAGCAUUUUUGAGGAGGUGUUGAAACGUUUAUUAUAGAUAUGUGAGGACUACACUGAUGUUAUAGGCAGGCCAAGGCUGAAUGGGGUAACUUCUGUUAACUUUUCUAGCACUGAAACAGUCCAAAAUGCGAGAAAACACCUUGACGACGUCACAGUGACCGCACUGACAUCUCAGUCUGCCUGUGAAAUUCAAGAAGAGGAAGCUUAGCCUAGCCUUCUGCACUAGCAAUACACUAUUUUGCACAAAGAGUACUUUACCAGUCUAGUCCAUUUUAUUAUUCUUAAAACAAUUAAAUUAUGGGGUUUUACCUGCCAAAACCACUUUCUGAAUAUGAGGCACGCCGUAGUGAGGGACUCCGGAAAUUUAUACCACCUGGGGUUCUUUAACGUGCACCUAAAUCUAAGUACGCGGGUGUUUUCGCAUUUCGCCCCCAUCGAAAUGCGGCCGCCUUGGCCGGGAUUCGAUCCCGCGACCUAGUGCUCAGCAGCUUAAAACCAUAGCCACAUUUAUUAUUUUUAAAGGCGGGUGAAUAUCAUCUUUAUCAAAUACAAAUAGUAGAGAUUGAGUAUCUAAUAUGCAAAUGCAGGCAGACACAUUAACUGCAGGAGUGUUUCUUUCGGUAUAAUUAGGUAGCACGCCUAUAUCUACUAGUGAAAAAAAGACAGUUUGAAAAGGAUCAGCUAUAAAAACAAACUCAAAAUUUUCUUUAAUGUAACCGCACGAAUAGCCUCCAAAUAACUUUAGAGCGUGAUUACAAACACUACAGUUCGAGAGCGUUGUAGCGUAACAGAUAUAACUGCUACUGAAUAGGCUCCCUAAAUCACUAAGUGACAUACUACCAGAAUCAUAGGUUGUCAUGUGGGCUUCUGCCACGAAACCGAAAAAAAAAAACAGACUUGCUCUGGUCAUUUUGUUUCUGAACUACUUCGAAAACGUUUGUUGUUGCCUCACUACUCUUGCUUUGCUAUAUAUUGUUCAGCAUACGGAGAAGAGAAACCAGACAUUGUCAUUCGGUAUGUGCGAAAGACUUGGUUAGUUUCGAUAGUCGAAAUUACCGAAUAAUUUAAGAAUACGAAUACGAACAGCUAGUGUGUAGUAUUCCAUUAUGAUUCGAAGCUUCGAAUAUAUGCCCAUAAUAUCUUACUAUAUUUGAUAUUAAUUUCAAGGAUACCGAUAAGUUCCAAUCCGUGGGGUCCGCUUGUUUGUAGGAUUGGAAUACUACUUGAAAUACAUUACUUGAAGGAAGUUCUGCAGCUAGGAAAUCCUUCCGAGGGUGUAAGCAAGCUCCAAACAUGUAGGUUUUAUGUUUCCAGAGGCAACAUACACAUCCAAUCUUCACGUUGUACAAGCGCUCCAAGCGCCUCCUAGGCAAGAAAUGACGUCGUCAGCGCCUAGCUUCCGGUCACCUGGAGUCAGGUUCACAGAAAAGUCUUAAACACCUCAUUGUAUAAACAGUAAGGCUAUUUGAAGCUGAAUAAUAAUGCAGAGCGAGAGUAUCUAUUGUGCUUCUGCCGAACCCGGUCAGACGCUGGCGGCGUCAAAAACUUACGAACAGCAAGAUCUUCCGACAAGCAUGGCCACUGAUAGGAAGAAUAACAUCUUUAUUAGUUUCGCCCCCCCCCCCCUUUCCGGUGCUUCCGAUCAGUGUAUUUAGAUCUCGUAGAUCGUGAUACAGAUCUUAUUGUGCUAAUAUUUCUUGGUCAGACUCUUUUCUCCAGUGAGUUUUCCCGACGAGAUUGAGCUUUAUGAAAAGCUGGGUCAGCACCUCAACGUUGCGGUUAUAAGUAUUGUGUUUUAAGCAGAAAUACAGGUUUGCUGGAUAACUUACGCCGCCUAUAGUUCUCACUCCGAAAACACAUCUUUAGAGAAUACUUUUUUCCAGGUAGAAAGUUUAGUGCUUCCUUCCAGUAAACAGAAAAUUAAUAUCUGAUACUUGUGAACGGAAGUCCUAAUCUGUUUUUUUUAUUUGUACAUUUGUUUGUCAAACAGUUUCAUUACUUGUGUUCACAUGGACAUUUCCUUCUAAAUAUUGUUAGAAUUGUUGUUUGUUUGUCGUUUAUGACGUGUUUCUGUUACAGGUUUGUUAUGUUGUGCAUUUUCAAUAUUUGUUUUGCUUGUUUCUGUUGUAAAUUUUAUGUCACUUGUUGGUAAAAUUCUUCGUUG